AUGAAUGUAAAAGAGGGGGGAACAAUGUCGGCUUCGGGUCCCAUAAGCAACUAUUAUGUAGAUUCUCUGAUUAGCCACGAGAGCGACGACUUGCUGGCGUCCCGCUUCCCAGCUACUGGCUCUCAUCCUGCAGCAGCCCGACCGUCAGGAUUGGUACCGGAGUGUGCAGAUUUUCCGUCCUGCAGCUUUGCCCCCAAACCGACCGUGUUUACCACCUCGUGGGCUCCCGUGCACUCCCAGUCGUCCGUGGUUUACCACCCGUACACCCACCAGCCACACAUUGGAACUGACACUCGGUAUAUGCGCACUUGGCUGGAGCCUAUCUCCGGCGCGGUCUCGUUCCCAGGUUUUCCAGCCAGCAGCCGGCACUACGGGCUUAAACCCGACGCCUUCCACGGCCGCAGGGACUGCGGACCGGGGGAUGGACGUAGUUAUCCGGAUUAUAUGUACGGAUCCCCGGGAGAUCUCAGGGACAGAACCCCGCAGACUAUACCCUCUCCGGAAUCUGAGGCCAUCGCUUCCAACAAACACAAAGAAGAAAAGACCGAAUUGGACCCUAAUAAUCCUGUUGCAAAUUGGAUUCAUGCACGUUCUACGAGAAAGAAAAGGUGUCCUUAUACAAAGUAUCAAACGCUGGAACUAGAAAAAGAGUUUUUAUUCAAUAUGUACUUAACUCGGGACCGACGUUAUGAAGUGGCCAGGGUUCUUAAUCUCACUGAGCGCCAAGUCAAAAUCUGGUUUCAGAACAGGAGGAUGAAAAUGAAGAAAAUGAAUAAAGAGAAAACCGAUAAUAAUAAUAAAGAGCAGCAGUGA
Molecule: messenger RNA, 813 nt
Organism: Notechis scutatus (mainland tiger snake)
Lineage: Eukaryota; Metazoa; Chordata; Lepidosauria; Squamata; Elapidae
Gene: HOXC9
Product: homeobox C9
Biological process (GO): embryonic skeletal system morphogenesis; proximal/distal pattern formation; DNA-templated transcription
Cellular component (GO): nucleus
Molecular function (GO): RNA polymerase II cis-regulatory region sequence-specific DNA binding; DNA-binding transcription factor activity, RNA polymerase II-specific
Source: RefSeq, a predicted model, not a curated record